This is a messenger RNA of Onychomys torridus (southern grasshopper mouse), 2065 nucleotides long. RefSeq names its product THUMP domain containing 2 (gene Thumpd2). The transcript has 10 exons. Gene Ontology annotation, molecular function: RNA binding; tRNA (guanine) methyltransferase activity. The record is from RefSeq and is a predicted model, not a curated record. Gene Ontology annotation, biological process: tRNA methylation. Lineage: Eukaryota; Metazoa; Chordata; Mammalia; Rodentia; Cricetidae. Bases 67 to 1833 code for a protein of 588 amino acids.
CCGAGAGCGCCAGGGCGCGCGCCCGCGCUCACGUGACCGCGUCUCCGGGGGCCGCUCCGGAGCGCAAUGGCGGCCGCCGGGGCCGAGCCGGGUUCUGACCCCGCAGCAGCAGGCGGUGUCCGGUUCUUCUGCACCGCGGGCCGCGGCCUGGAGCCCUUCCUGAUGCGGGAGGUGCACGCACGGCUGGAGGCCACGCAGGUUGAAUAUAUUUCAGGAAAAGUGUUCUUCACCACCUGUUCGGAUCUGAGCUCAAUGAAGAAGUUGAAGUCAGCAGAAAGACUGUUCCUGUUGAUUAAGAAGCAGCUUCCAAUUGCAGCUCCUUCUCUGCGCAAAGGAAAAAUACUAAAUGAAAUGCAGAGACUUAUAAAUGAUGAUCCAGGAAGUUGGCUGAAGGCCACUUCACUGUGGAAAAAACUUCUUGAACAAGAUACAAAAGGAGAAAAAGUUUCUCAGAGGAAUACUAACCCACUAAAGCGAAAAGUGGGAGAAGAUGAGAUUGUCAGUGCUAAGAAGUUAAAACUAGAGGGGAUAGAGCUGGCUGAAGAGAGUCACAGGGAAGGCCAGCGGGACAGACUUCCCGAAGACUCACGGGAGCAGGGCGAUGCUCUCACUGAAGCCGACGGGCUUCAGGAACAAGGACUCCAGAAUGACAUGGCGAAGGCAGCUGACACUCAGAGCCAGGAGGACCUGACCUUCAGGGUUUCCUGUCGCUGCAGCGGGAAUAUGGGAAAGGCCUUCACUGCACAGCAGGAUCGUCUCCUUUCCGUACUUUUCGGGCCAACUCCAGUUGGAGGAAGUAUGUCUGCGUGGGUCCAGCAGCCUGCUUCGACUCGGCAGCCAAAUGAGGCAGAAAUGUCUCACCCGAACUGGAGUCACGUGGCCAGGGCUGAAGGAGUCAUUUGCAGUGAGAUUGCAGUGGCAUUCUCCAUGGUCUUCACAUGCGUAACAAAUACCUUUAUAAGAAAUUAUUUCUUAGAGUGCUAUGUGAAGAAGAUCUUCGUGCAUCUGAGUGACGCUUACUCUGUGGUGGGGAUUCCCCUGUUCAGAGUUCCUUUGGCCAGCAGAACUUAUAUCCAGACAGCUGGGCUGCGGUCGACCAUCGCAUGGGCCAUGGCAUCUGUUGCGGAAAUUAAGGCUGGGGCGCUGGUUCUGGACCCCAUGUGUGGCCUUGGGACCACACUUGUGGAAGCUGCUGAGGAGUGGCCAGAUGUAUAUUACAUGGGUGCUGAUGUCAGCGACACGCAGUUACGUGGUGCAGGUGACAAUCUGAAGGCCGCAGGCCUCACGGACAAGAUUGACUUACUUAAAGCGUCUGUCACAGAGUUACCACUGCCGUCACAAAGCGUCGAUGUUAUUAUUUCUGACAUUCCAUUUGGGAAAAAAUUCAAGUUAGGAAAAGACAUCAAAAGCAUCCUACAGGAAAUGGAAAGGGUGCUGUGUGUUGGUGGAGCCAUGGUCUUGCUGCUCAGUGAGGAUCACCACAGGCACCUUAGAGACUGUGGAGGCAACAGCAUCCCCCCGACUUCCCAGGGCAACAUCACUGACCCGGAGAUGAGGAUGCUUCUGAAUCCUGACAAAAGAUCUGGUACAUCAGACACAGCAUUGCCUUCACAGAAAGCUGGUAGCUCCCAGUGCCCAAGCAGAGUGGUCCCCUGUGGCUCCCUGGUGCCGGUGGAGUGCUUCAAAGUUAGCCUUGGAAAAACAGAUGCAUUCAUAUGUAAAUAUAAAAAGGCACCUGCUUCUGGACUGCCUCCAGCUGGAUGCCAUGAGCCAGGUGCACAUCCUGAGAUGGCAACCCUGCCAGAAUCCCCCAGUCUCCAGGAUUCCCUAUAGCCCCAGAGCGCCAAGUGCAAAGCCUCUGCAGAGGGAUGUGGCCAAGGAACACACUGGUUGAAUAAAGCUUCCUGCUCUCCAGUACUCGGUGUUCUUGACAAGACCAGCUGCUGAAGAUUUGAAAAGAUUGAGUGUAAAAACUACUUCAUCCCAGAAAUCAAACUUUUAGAAACGAGGAAACCUUUAUGUGUAACUUUUUUUAUAUAUUAAACUUGAUUUUUUUAACUUAUAA